GUAAGUGCAGUUCAACAACACCCUCAUUCAGUCUUGCAAUGCUCAUUAGUAGCAUAACCAAGGACAAAGUUUUGUCUUAAUUAAAAGUAAUCAAAGUGAAACACCCUUUGAAUAUCAAAUUCCAAAGUGAAAAAUCUUACAGAACAAUAGACCCCACACGGAGUAUAUGACAUGAUAAUGCAGUUUCUGUUUUAUUUCUACGUUGACUGACUUUGAGAAACUUAAUUAUUCAGCAUUGCAUCUCUUCCUUUAAUUACUCAUUCUUGUAUAUAUUUUUUUUUAUUACUUUCUUUUAGUUUUCUGAGACUCAACACUCCCAACAUUCAUACAACUUUCUAUCCUUCUUUCUUAUCAUGCCUCUGCAAUCUUCCUUCUCCUCCUUUUCCACCCAUUCUUCUACUUCUUCCUUCGGCUAUGCAUGGGAAUAUGAUGUGUUUAUUAGUUUCAGAGGCGAAGAUACUCGCUAUGGUUUCACUGGCAACCUCUACAAAGCUCUUUUUGAUAAAGGAGUCCACACCUUCAUUGAUGAUGAGGAGCUUCAAAGAGGAGACCAAAUCACACCCUCACUUCUCAAGGCAAUUGAAGAGUCCAGGAUUGCCAUCAUUGUUCUCUCUCCUAACUAUGCUUCUUCUUCUUUUUGCUUAGACGAGCUUGUCCACAUCCUUCACUGCAUCAAGGGAAAUCAUCGGCUGGUUUUACCGGUUUUCUAUGAGGUUGAUCCUUCGGAUGUGUGCCAUCAAAGAAAUAGUUUCGGAGAAGCAAUGGCCAAGCAUGAAGAGAAAUUCAAGAGUGACUUGAACAAGGUGCACAAAUGGAAGCAGGCUCUGCAUCAAGUAGCUAAUUUGUCAGGAUAUCAUUUCAAACACGGGGAUGGAUAUGAACAUAAGUUUAUCAGAAAUAUUGUGGAAGAAAUUUCAAGAAAGAUUAGACGUGUACCUUUGUUUGUUGCUCGUUUUCCUGUUGGACUAGAUUCACUAGAUUCUCGAGUGUCAAAAGUAAUUUCACUUUUGAGAAUGAAUUCUAGUGAUCAAGUUCACAUGGUAGGGAUUCAUGGAGUUGGUGGAAUAGGAAAAACAGCACUUGCUUGUGCUGUUCAUAAUUUGAUUGCUGACCAUUUUGACAGUACGUGCUUUCUUGAAGAUGUGAGAGAAAACUCAAAGAGACAUGGCUUGGCUCAUCUUCAAAAUAUCCUUCUCUCUGAGAUAUUAGGAAAGGAGGAAAUUAAGAUAGUCAGUGUUCAACAAGGAACUUCUCGAAUCCAACGAAGGCUAUGUCAAAAGCAAGUCCUUUUGAUUUUAGAUGAUGUUGAUGAUCACAAACAACUACAGGCUAUUGCUGGAAAACCUGACUGGUUUGGUCCUGGAAGCAGAGUUAUUAUUACAACACGGGACACACAUUUGCUAAAAUAUCAUGGUGUUGAAAACACAUAUGAGGUAAAGGGUUUAGAUGAGGCAGAGUCUUCUCAAUUGCUUGUUAAACAUGCAUUUAAAAAUGGUUAUGAUAGCAGCUCCAAUUAUGGGGAUGUUUUGACCCGUACAAUAACUUAUGCUUCUGGUCUUCCAUUGGCUUUGGAAGUAAUAGGUAGUCACUUGUGUGGGAAAAAAGUAGACGAAUGGGAAUCUGCAUUGAAUAAAUUUGAUAGACAUCUUGACGAUAAAAUACAUGAGAUACUUCGAGUAAGUUUUGAUGCUUUGGGAAAAGAAGAGCAGAGCGUUUUUCUUGAUAUUGCCUGUUGUUUCAAAGGAUAUGAAUUAAAGGAAAUUACAGAUCUACUUCAAGCUCAUUAUGGGAGUUGUAUGAAAUAUCAUAUUGGAGUGCUUUUUGAAAAAUCUCUCAUAAAGAUCAAUUUGUAUGAUCUCACUGUGACAAUGCAUGAUUUGAUAGAGAACAUGGGCAAAGAAAUUGCACUAGAAGAAUCACCAGAAAUGCCUGGAAAGCGUAGUAGGCUAUGGUUCUACGAAGAAAUAGUUAAAGUUUUACAAGAUAAUCUAGGUACUAGCACCAUUGAAAUCAUAUAUUUGGAAUUUCCGUUAUUGGAAAGGGAAGGAGAUGAAGAUUCAUUUGAAAGAGAGGAAAAUAAAGAUAUUGAAGUAAAAUGGGACGGAACAGCUUUUAAAGAGAUGAAAAAUCUCAAAACGCUUAUCAUAAAAAAUGGUUGUUUUUCUGAAUGUCCCAAAUAUCUUCCGAACAGUUUAAGGGUAUUGGAAUGGUGGAGAUAUCCUUCAGAGUGGCUACCAAAUGAUUUUCAACCAAAGAAACUCUCCAUACUCAAGUUAUCGAAUAAUCUCUAUUUGGCACACAAGUUGGAUAGCUUAUCCAAGAAGUUGGGGAGUUUGAAAGUUUUGAAUUUUGAUUACAAUGAUUCUUUGAAAGAAAUAGCUGAUGUGUCUAGUCUUCAAACUUUAGAAGAAUUUUCGUUCCGAGGAUGCAAAAACUUAGUUAAAGUUCACAGUUCAGUUGGGUUUCUAUCUAAACUUAAAAGAUUGAAUGCUGAAUAUUGCGAGAAGCUCAGGACUUUCCCAGCGGCUAUCAAAUUGCCCUUACUGAAAUAUUUCAGUCUAUGUGGUUGCUCAAGCCUGGUCAAUUUUCCAGAAAUUUUAGAAGAGAUAGCAAAUGUAGGAUGGCUUGAUUUGAAAGGCACUGGCAUAAAAGAUUUGCCAUGCUCAUUUCAUAAUCUUUCUGGAUUGCAAAGUCUGGAAAUUAUUUGGAAUGAAACGUGUAAGAUACCAAGCAUCAUUUUUAUGAUGCCACAACUAUCUUCAUGUUGUAUUGAGGGAGGAGGCAAGAGGAGGGUAUCAUUGGAAAAGCCGGAGGAGGAUGAGGAGGAGGGGCUUCAAGGAAUACUCACUCACUCCCUCCCCUCGCAACAUAUGAUGAAAGCUCUUUGUCUCAGCAACACCAAUCUGUCCGAUGAUUUUUUUCCACUAGCUGUUGCAUGGCUUCCAAAUGUGAGACAAUUAAUCCUAACAGGCAAUAAUUUCACAGUCCUUCCUGAAUGCAUGAAAGAAUUUUGCUUUUUAUACUUGCUCAACGUCAAUGAUUGCAACCAUCUUCAGGAGAUUCGAGGGAUUCCACCUUGCUUGACAAACUUCUCAGCAGUAAACUGCAAAUCCUUGAGUUCUAGAGCCACAAGAGUUUUACUCAAUCAGGAAUUACAUGAGGGUAGAUGGACAAUCUUUGCAAUGCCAGGUGGAAGGAUUCCAAGAUGGUUUGAGAAGCGCUGCAGCGGAGCUUCUAUUUCAUUCUGGUUUCAUGGCACUGAAUUCCCUGACAAUGCUCUUUUCUUUGCAAUUCUACUCAGAGAUGGCCUCCCUUCCCCAGUUGAAGUACUACCCAUCGUGACUGUCAACAGCAACCAAGUUUCCUGUCGAUGGCGGGAGACCCCAGUGGAUCAAUUAUUUAUUUUUCAUCUGUCAGAGACAAUUGCUUAUAAUGUAAUACUACGUUUUGAAAACAAAUGGAAUCAUGCAGAGAUUUCAUAUGAAGCACAUGAUUACUAUACCUAUGAUGAGGUCCCCACUGAGCCAAUUGCAAAAGAGAUUGGAAUCCAUCUAUUGAAGCAAAAGAUCAGUAGCAGUAUAAUUCAAGAUAUCCGAUUCACUGAUCCUUACAAAAUGACACAACUAAUCAUAAUGAUGAUGAUGAUCUCAAUAGUAUUGCCCAACCAUAAGAAGCAGCCCUUACUCCUUGAAACAUCCAUUGGUUUGUGGACAUUGCUGUUCCUAACACACACUCUUUUUUUUGGAUAUAACUCAACACUCAGACAUACAUACAACCACUCUAUCCUUCUUUUUUUCAUGGCCCUGCAAUCUCCCUUCUCCUCCUCUUCCACCCAUUCUUUCUGUAAAUAUGAUGUGUUCCUCAGUUUCAGAGGCAAAGAUACUCGCUAUGGUUUCACUGGCAACCUCUACAAAGCUCUUUCUGAUAAAGGAGUCCAUACCUUCUUUGAUGACGAGGAGCUUCAAAGAGGAGACGAAAUCACACCCUCACUUCUCACCACAAUUGAAGAGUCCAGGAUUGCCAUCAUUGUCCUCUCUCCUAACUAUGCUUCUUCUUCUUUUUGCUUAGACGAGCUUGUCCACAUCCUUCACUGCAUCAAGGGAAAUAAUCGGUUAGUUUUUCCAGUUUUCUAUGAGGUUGAUCCUUCUGAUGUUCGCCAUCUAAAUAACAGUUUUGGAGAGGCAAUAGCUAAGCAUGAGAAGAGAUACAAAUAUGACAUGAACAACAAGGUGGACAAAUGGAAACAGGCUCUGCAGCAAGUAGCUAAUUUCUCAGGAGAUCAUUUCAAACACGGGGAUGGAUAUGAACACAUGUUUAUUGGAAACAUUGUGGUAAACAUCUCAAAAAGGAUUAGAAGACGUGCAGCUUUGCCUGUUGCUGAUCACCCUGUUGGAUUGGAGUCCCCGGUGUCAAAGGUAGCUUCCCUUCUAGAUGUUGAAUCUAAUGCUGGGGUUCACAUGGUGGGGAUAUAUGGAAUUGGAGGAAUAGGAAAAACAACAAUUGCUCUUGCCGUCUAUAACUUGAUUGCUGACCAUUUUGAAGGUGUGUGCUUUCUUGAAAAUGUGAGAGAAAAUUCAAACAAAUACGGGUUGGUACAUCUUCAAAAUAUCCUUCUUUGCAAGAUAUUAGGAAAUGAAGGAGUCGAGAUAUUAGGUGUUAAAGAAGGAACCACACAGAUACAACGAAGGCUUUGUCGAAAGAGUAUUCUUUUGAUUGUAGAUGACGUUGAUGAGCAUGAGCAGUUGAAAGCUAUUGCUGGAAACCCUGAUUGGUUUGGUUCUGGCAGCAGAAUCAUUAUUACAGCACGGGACAAACAUUUGUUAGCACUUCAUGGUGUUGAAAGGACAUACGAGGUACAAGGUUUAAAUGAGGAAGAGUCCUUAGAAUUGCUUAAAUGGAAAGCUUUCAAAACAGAUAUUGUUAACCCAAGGUACGCAGAUGUUUUAACCCGUGCAGUAACUUAUGCUUCUGGACUCCCAUUGGCUUUGGAAGUAAUAGGUUCUAACUUGUUUGGAAAAGAUUUACAACAAUGGGAAUCUGCAAUGGAUCAAUAUGAAAAAGUUCUUGAUAGCAAAAUACGUAAGAUACUUCAGGUAAGUUUUGAUGCAUUGGGAAAAGAUGUACAAAGUGUUUUUCUGGAUAUUGCUUGUUGUUUUAAAGGAUAUAAUCUAAUGGAAGUAAUAAGUCUACUUCAAGCUCAUUAUGGGAAUUGCAUGAGAUAUCAUAUUGGAGUGUUGGUUGAAAAAUCUCUCAUAAAGAUCGAUAAGAAUGAUAGAGUGAUAAUGCAUGAUCUAACAGAAGAUAUGGGUAAAGAAAUUGUUCUAGAAAAGUCACCAAAACAACCCGGAAAGUGUAGUAGGUUAUGGUUUCAUGAAGAUAUAGUAAAAAUUUUAGAAGGCAAUCAAGUAAGUAAUAAAUUUUUCUAUACAAGUUUAUUAGAAACUAUUUUUAUUGUUUUAAUUAAUUCAUAUUGUCAUUUUCUCUUGAAGGGGACUAGUGCCAUUGAAAUCAUACAUUUGGAAUUUCCGUUAUUCAAAGGUGAAGUGAAAUGGGAUGGAACAGCUUUUGAACAGAUGAAAAAUCUCAAAAUACUUAUCAUAAAAAAUGGUCGUUUUUCCAAAGGGCCCAAAUAUCUUCCAAAUAGUUUAAGAGUAUUGGAAUGGAGGAGGUAUCCUUCAAAGUAUUUUCCCUCUAAUUUUGAUCCAGAAAAGCUUUCCAUACUCAAGUUGCCUGAUUCUCUCUGCAUGUCACCCAAGUUGGAUAGCUUAUCCAAGAUAUGGCUCACCUUGAAAGUUUUGAGUUUUAUUUGUAGUGAUUCUUUGAAAGAGAUACCUGAUGUGUCUAAUCUUCAAACUUUAGAAGAAUUUUCUUUUGAAGGAUGUAAAAAAUUAGUCUCGGUUCACGAUUCAGUUGGUUUUUUACCUGAACUUAAAAUAUUGAAUGCUAAUAGGUGCCCCAAGCUCAGAAGUUUUCCACCUGUUAUUAAUUUGCCCUCACUGGAAACACUCGGUCUAUAUGGAUGCUCAAGCCUUGAGAAAUUUCCAGAAAUUCCAGAAAAGAUGGAAAAUCUAGAAGUGCUUGAUUUGAGUGACAAUGGCAUAAAAGAUUUGCCAUGUUCAUUUUGUAACCUUUCUAGAUUGUGGUAUUUGUCUUUGAGGGAGAAUGAAAUGUAUAGAAUACCAAGUGUCAUUGGCAUGAUGCCACGCCUGUCUUGGUGUGAUAUUAUAUUAAGAAGAAAUAAGAGGAGGGCAUCAGUAGAGCAGGAAGAGGGGCUUCAUGGAAUACUCACUCACUCCCUCCCCUCUUCACAUUUGAGAAAUCUUUAUCUCACAAACAGCAAUUUGUCAGAUGACUUUUUUCCCUUAGCUGUUGCAUGGUUUCCCAAUCUGUUUCAGUUAGACCUAAGAGGCAAUAAUUUCACAGUCCUUCCUGAAUGCAUCCAACAAUUUCGGUUUCUUCAAUAUCUCCAUGUGAAUGAUUGCGAGCAUCUUCAGGAGAUUAGAGGGAUUCCACCAAACUUGGAAUUCUUCUUUGUAGUAAACUGCAAAUCAUUGAGUCCGAGGGGCACAAGCGUGUUACUGAAUCAGCAAUUGCCCAUUCACCAGGGUAGAAACACCCACUUUGUGAUGCCAGGUGGAAGCAUUCCAAGGGGGUUUGAGUGGCGCAGCAGUGGAGCUUCUAUUUCUUUCUGGUUUCGGGGCACCAAAUUCCCUUACAAUGCUCUUUGCUUUGCAAUUCUACUCAAAAAUGACUUCCCUUCCUCAUUUGAAGUAGUUCCCACUCUGACCAUCAAUGGCAACCAAGUUCGACAUCGACGGCGUACCUCAAUGGAUCAAUUAUUUAUUUUUAAUCUGGGGAGUUCUGAUUUUUAUCGUUAUGGUCUUGAAGCACUACAUCUUGAAAGAGGAUGGAAUCAUGCGAAGCUUUCAUAUGAAGCAUAUAAGUAUUAUGAGGAGAAGGUCCCAAGUGAGUCAAUUGGAAAAGAGAUUGGAAUGCACGUAUGGAAGCAAGAGAGUAGUAAUAUAAUGGAAGAUAUUCGAUUCACUGAUCCUUACAGAAAGAGAAAACGAGAUGAUGAAGCUCUCAAUAGUAUUGCACAAGUUAUGGAGGGAGAGGGGCAGCGCUGGUGUCUGUCCAAGACAAGAAAUGAAGAUGACAUCUUGAGUCUGCCAAUGCCAAAGAAGGCUUGUUUUCAGUUCAGUUCGGAUGCAAGCUAAACUAUCACUGAUGCAGAUGCAGAAGCAGAGAAGGAUAUGGCCCAACUCACAAGAGGGUUAGGAAACCUCCUUUUGGGUGAAGCACUACCUUAUGGGAAUAAGUGGGGUAAAGCACUGUAGGAAUAGGAUGUAGAAGAGUUUAGGAAGAGAAUCGUUUGUAAUUGGGGAGUUUUCCCGAGACUUGAAGACAGGGAAUUACCAUUGUUCCAUUGUCAAUUUCCUUGAUCUAUAAUAUUCAUAGAUCCCUUUCUGUAAUUCUGAUUGCUGUUCCAUGCAUUAUUCUUAAAUUUACCCUUAA
Molecule: messenger RNA, 7515 nt
Organism: Arachis ipaensis
Lineage: Eukaryota; Viridiplantae; Streptophyta; Magnoliopsida; Fabales; Fabaceae
Product: disease resistance protein Roq1
Biological process (GO): defense response; signal transduction
Molecular function (GO): ADP binding
Source: RefSeq, a predicted model, not a curated record